GCGAGGCGUGCUGUCAACACAGUAACAUGGCUACCUCUGCUGCAGGGAAGGCGAGUAGCAGAGAUGCGGCUGUUGCAGACAGUCCGAAACACCACGAGGACUCUCCCUCGCAGUCACGGGAAAUAUUAAAGCCCACAAUCACGGAGCUGACCAAAGAAGUGAGGACGAACAUCCUCUGCACCGUGAAGGGAUGUGGCAAGAUUCUUCCCAACACACCUGCACUCAACAUGCAUCUGGUGAAGUCUCAUAGAAUAAAGGAUGGAAUUGUCAAUCCUACGGUCAGAAAGGACAUGAAAGGCGCUCAGAAACUUUACUGCUGUCCCAUUGAGGGCUGUCCCAGAGGGCCUAACAGACCCUUCUCCCAGUUCUCCCUGGUAAAACAACACUUUAUGAAGAUGCACGCAGAAAAGAAACACAAGUGCUCCAAGUGCAACAAUGGCUACAGCACAGAGUGGGACCUAAAGAGGCACAUUGAGGACUGUGGGAAAACCUACCAUUGCUCAUGUGGUUGCCCCUAUGCCAGCAGGGCUGCUCUGCUCUCGCAUAUCUACAGGACGGGACAUGAGAUACCAUCUGAACACAGGCAUGUACACACGAUUCCUCCGGUAAAAAAGCGGAAGAUGGAGAGACUGUCAAGUGCUUCAGAAAAGGUUAAGACAAAUGAGUCAACCUGUCAGAUGACGCCCACGACUAUUGAGCUCACAGAGCUGGCUCCCCCUUCUCAUAUAGCUCUUCACAUCCCAGAUUCAGCAUGUCAGAGCCUCAACCCCCGUAAGAGCCUGCAGAAGUUGCUCUUGCCAAAGCCUAAAAUGGCAUUGGUCAGCGUUCCAGUGAUGCAGUUUGCCCAGCUGCCUGUCCUCCUUCCAUCUACAGAGAGUGGUGCCCUGCGGUCUGUGGUGCUGGCAGUAGACAGCCAAGGAUCUGUCAGCACCCUUCACCUUUUACCACAAGCCACAGGAGCAGUUGUACCCCAACUUGAUACGAACAUUCUAGGUUUUAAGGAUAGCAUGCCAACAUCACGCUCUAGCCUCGGGCCUGUUAGUACAGGCGUCCAGGUCAGUCUGGACUCUGCAGGCACAGAGGACUCAACCAGUAGCCCGACAGGACACCGGGGUAGAAGCACGUCCACCAACAUUCAGACAGACAAGUCGUAUUUAUCUAAAAAUCCCACAGGGGUGAGUAUUGGGGAGGGACUAGGCUUGUGCUCUGUGGGUGAGUCAUCUGUGUCGUCGUGCUCCCAAACAGACAUUAGUGUGAGUGCUCAAGUUCUCCUCCCGGUCAGUGUCGAAACCCAGACGUUUUCUUCCUGCCAAGCCAAGGUCACAUCCUCUAUUGGAGCCCAGACAGACAGCCAGUGCCUGAGCCACAUUCCUUGUUCCUCCUCAACUGUGACACCAUUCAUAACCAGACAGACACAGACACACUUUGCCAUGCCACUUGCUGACGAGAAGGCACAGGAGCAGGCCAUCAUGUGCACUGAUCUCUUUGGCAGUGACUCCCUGAGUGUCUCCACCCAGACUGCCUUGGAUAUAGAUGACCCGCUUGCGCCUGCAGGAAGCAGUCUGUAUGAGGACUCAAAGUCACCAGGUGGUUUGUGUUUUGGCGUUCAAACUGAUGAGCUGAACUCGAACAACAUGGCCGACAAUCAGACCCAAACAAUGACCUUGUUAAGUGACCUAGAGAACAUUCUGUCUGACAGCAUGUCAGGCCACCAGGCUCUCACUGAGGCCUCCGCAGCCUGUGGUUCAGCUCUGGGUUCUGUUCAGGAGCAACACAGUGGCAUUGACUUUGACUUUGAGGAGUUCCUCAAUGCUGUGCAUAUUCAGACCCAGACAGAGGAGAGUGAGCUGGGAGGACUCGGUAGUGACACGCCUCUCGAGUCUCUGGACAUCCAGACCCAGACAGACUUCCUCCUGAUGGAUGAGUUGGACCAAAGCGAGGGACCAAAUAGAACCCAAGCCAGCGACCUGGAGCUGUUCGACACUCAAACUCAGACGGAUCUCAAUUUCCUGUUAAAUGCCGGAGGCCAGAUGCCGCUGAGCAGCAUCCUGCGACAUUCAAGCUUUUCUAUGAGCACAGAGUCCUCUGACACCGAAACACAGACGGAUGUCCCUCCAUUUGCCACGAGCCUCUCCGCGCAGACCGCCGUCAGUCAGGGAGACCACGCGAGGCUGCUGAACACCACCGAGACACAGACUGUGACCAGCCAGGCAGAAGGAUUGGGGCACCUCUUCCUCACCAGCAAUGAAACGCAAACCGUCAUGGAUGACUUCUUGUCAGCGGACCUCGCUUGGAAUAUGGAGUCCCACUUCAGCUCUGUGGAAACCCAGACAUGUGGAGAGCUCUGUGCUCUCUUUCAGCAGCCCGAGAAGCCCAAUAGUUGAAAGCCUCACCUAGCGAAGCUGCCUAAGCUUUUGCGGUACAAGCUUUCUCAAAUCUGCCUCUUCCUGUAAGAGGAGUCGGUCCACGCUCUCCUUUGGCAGAUUAUAGUCUUAGCAGUAGGAAGUCUGUGAAAAUGUCUUUCAUCAUUCCACUGGGGGCAUUCUGUCCAGAGCCUUCCCAGGUAUAUAUCCUACCUGCUCUGCCGCACUUUAUUGGCUCAGCGGAUGUGAUUUAUCAGCUCCUCUGACAGUUUACAUAUUUAUUUGCACAUAAAGAAUAAUAAUAAUGUAUGUAUCUUUUCCUCAAUGCCAGUUUACUGCUUUGUUUUCCGUGUAUAACCACUGUGACUGGUCUUACCCAACGACGUAAAAUUCAAAUUUUGUCAGUGUUAAAAUCUGCACUUAAAGGGAGGACUUAUUUAGCUGUGUGUGUGUGGCUUUUAACCUGCAUCACAGCACACGGAUACUGUAUGAACACAGCUCAACUGUACAGUGUGUGAUACUGUACCUUUAAUUUAUGUUUAUGUUUGAAAUGUACAUAUGGCCUUCACUUGGCUUGCAGAACAAACAACAAAUUGCAUCUCUGAAAUGCACCUUUACUCAUGAAGAUGUGGCACAACUUUGAAUUAAAUGUUUGCGUUUGUCUCGUCAGUCGUUGAACACGCACACACUCGCUGAGAAUUUGAGUAUUUGAGAAGUUAACACUUUUAGGGGAUGUCUUUGUAGCUGAGCAGUAAGUUCAUGCGAGUAAACAUAAUCGGGUGUCAUUGUUGUUGACUUAUUGAUUAGCUGGUUGUAAGUGUAUACAGUAGCGCCGCUGACGUUGAUAACGUGAUCCAUCCAGUCAUGUUCACUGUACAGAAUCACAUUUUGGAUUAGAGCUAGUAUUAGCACAGGGCUAUUGUAUGAACACAACACUUUGUAAUCUGAGCUCCAACCUAGUCAACCGUAGGUUUUCAUUGUUUUUUGUCCAUUACUGCUGCAUUGAAUUACCUCACUGAGCACAGGCGCCACACAUGGACCAUGUUCCGCUAAGGAACACCCGUUAGAGUUGUUUGUAGGACUUGUCUAUUUAUUAAUUCCUUUUAUUUUGUUUGUGCCUUAACCCAAGUAUUAUGUUUUUGUUCUUUAUAGGUGACUGAUUUUUGCUGCUUUGUGGUAAAAUAUUACACAAGAAUAAGUUUUCUGUGAGCGGCAAGGAAAAAAAAAUAGUUUGCACCAUUUUUGGUCUUUGAAUUGCAUGUUUUAUACUUUAUUCUAUUGUGGCGUUAUGAUCAUUGUUGCAUGGAUACAUUGGAAUGUCCCAACUGUUCUCCAUAGUACAUGUAGAAGGAUGUCUGUCCCAUGAAUAUAAUGCUGUACAGCAUUUAGUUGAAGGAAAUGUGUUUGAUAUGAUUGCCGGUGACAUUUGUAGAUGUUUGCAGAAACGGAAGAAUGUACAGAACAUGACACUGUGCCCGAGGGUAUAACAUGCUCUAAUUUUCCUGUGUUAAUUAUCAUUUUUUGACACAUCAUUUCAACAUUUCUCAUAUUGAGAUCAGUACUUCUAGUUUGUUGUUGUUGAAUAUGAAUCCAGAAUAGUUGCUCCUUGAUGGUUUAGUGGCAGGGGAAAAAAAAGCCUUGCUUACGACUCAAUUAUGUGUAGAAAAAGCCUCGUCAGUCUCAAGUGUCAGUCACAGUGCUUUAUUCUCUCUCUCUCUCUCUCUUAGUGCAUGUAGAUGAGAAUUUGUCUUUAACUGAAGUUAAACUGGAGUUUUCUUGCCUGUACUUGUAGAGUUGACAUUUGCCUUGAAUAACUGCUAAAGAUGCACUACAGAUGUUCUGAAUAAACUGCUGAAAAAUA
Molecule: messenger RNA, 4224 nt
Organism: Solea senegalensis (Senegalese sole)
Lineage: Eukaryota; Metazoa; Chordata; Actinopteri; Pleuronectiformes; Soleidae
Gene: atmin
Product: ATM interactor
Exons: 4
Coding region: 27-2384 (785 amino acids)
Biological process (GO): regulation of transcription by RNA polymerase II
Cellular component (GO): nucleus
Molecular function (GO): DNA-binding transcription factor activity, RNA polymerase II-specific; transcription cis-regulatory region binding
Source: RefSeq, a predicted model, not a curated record